This is a messenger RNA of Periconia digitata, 558 nucleotides long. The record is from the annotation of a GenBank genome assembly. Lineage: Eukaryota; Fungi; Ascomycota; Dothideomycetes; Pleosporales; Periconiaceae.
AUGACUAUCAUCAUCUAUUAUUGCCAUCGUGAUUCGCAUGCUGUGCUGAUUUCGAUCAUCCUACUUCUUGUCACGCAACGUCCGCUUCCAAUUGCGAUGGCGCUGCACGGUGAUUGGCCAAUCCGACCUCACUUCGUCGAGCGCUCCCUUUCACGAUCCCUAUUGUUCCUAUUGUGCAACCCCACCCGCGUCUCUCGCAGCAAAAUAUACAGUUGUAACAACAUGUAAACUCAAUUCUCGUCACACGCCAAUGGGAACGGGAAGAAGCGCACCCCAUAAGCUCUCGCUCGUCCCAAACGACCCUUUCCACCUGCCAAUUCGACCGUGCGCAAAGGCGCAAAGAAUCUCAUAAUCCAUCUGGACCGUACCAUAGUUGCUUGUGAAUGCCGCAAUGAUGGUUUUUAUUGCCCAUCUGAGGGGCCUGGUGAUCCAAUGCUCAUUUCCUAAAUAGUGUCUGGGGGUGCAAUGGCAAUGACAUGGGCGAAAGCAACAGCCCAAUAGCAAGGCAAGCGACAUUGGUCCACGCAUCCUUUCAUUGAGUCCCAUUACAAUGCAAAC